This is a messenger RNA of Chara braunii, 1318 nucleotides long. Lineage: Eukaryota; Viridiplantae; Streptophyta; Charophyceae; Charales; Characeae. The record is from the annotation of a GenBank genome assembly.
CCGAAUAUGCAGGCAGCGUGUGGUGCGUCCAUCACCGUGGACCUUCGCACACGCCGACUGCGCAUUGCUCCUCGUUUCCGUGUGCAGGACUGUCAGCAGAAAAAACGGGCCACCUUUCGACGGAUGUCUUCGGCUUCUUCGUCGGGUGCGCAAGGACGACACAGAUGGUAGCGGAGCGACAGGUCCGUGUCCACGUCCGAGUCGCGGCUAUGGAGAGCGGUGGAGAGGGUAGACGUGAUGUGUUGACGCCUGGUGAGCUGCAGGCUGUGGCGGCGGUCGUGUCCACGAUCGUUCUUCGAUGUCAGCAGCAGAGGGCGUUGGGGCGACUGAAGGAGCAGUUGCGCGCGUGUAGACGGAGGACAUUGACGCAAGGUCUGGACGAUGGGGCCGAAUACGUGGCGACGUCGGAGGCUAUUGUUCACCUGUGCUACGCGUUGGGUUGCGGAGUGAUUCCUCAUGCGGCGCCGCGGUGGUGGGUGAAGCUCAGGACAGGAGGCACGUGGGAACACCUCAAGCAAUGCGACGACGCCACAGACGACUACUUCCGGGAUAAGCUACGAAUGUCGCCGCGAGUGUUCCGGGAGAUCGCAGCGGCGUGUGCGCCUCAUCUACAGCGGCGGGUCACGUUCUACAGGGAGCCUUUGCAGUCGGACCAGAUUGUGGCGUACGCACUGUACAAGUGGGCUACAGGGGAGACGUACGAGAGUAGCACGUGCAACUUCGGGAUUGGACGAGCUUCUGGCCUGGUUGCCGUCCACGAUGUUACUGCCGCGUUGCUGAGGGUGUUCGGAGAGAAGAUCACGUGGUCGACUGAAGUUCGUAAACUCGUGGUUCUGUGGGCGUUCGCUGAUAAAGGGUUCCUCAACCGCCACGGUUGCAUUGGUUGUACUCACAUCUACGUGGACAAGCUGGCGAACGCUCCGAGCAAAAACUACUAUGACAGGAAGCGUCGUUUCUCCAUUGUCCCGCAGGGUGUCGUCGAUCUGGACUUGUGUGUGCUCAACGUGCACAUGGGAUACCCAGGUAGCUUCCACGACAUCAGGGUGCUGUAGUUGUCCAGCCUGUUGCAACUCGCGGAGGAGGGGUCGUUGUUUCGUGGUCCCCCCGUAAAACUGUCGCUCGGUGUGAAGACGAACGGGUCCGUCCUGGCGGACAAUGGCUACCCCCCUUCAGAAUGGAUGGUCGUCUCUAUGUGUUGUCAUUAUGAGURUUGUYAUUUCAUUGUGUUGUCGUUCACAACAGAUUUUGUCGGAUAUCGUAUGUUAUAUGUUGUUGUGCGCUUSGUCCUCCUUGUGUUSAAAUCAAACACAAACACGUC